UCAGAAUUCCGAUAUUUCCCGACGGCACUUAAAGGCAGCACUGGUUGGAAGUUCAGCGGCGCGGCGUCGCUCCGCACAAACAAUCAGACAGACAGACAGACAAUCACAGACAGACAAACAAUCAGACAGACAGACAGAUUGAGAGGAAACAAAUAUGAAACGUCCUGGAUAUGUAUUAACAGCGGCUGUAGCAACAUGUACUCUUCUGCUGUGCCUGAAUUCAGUCAGAGGUGACUACUGCGAGGUGAAUCUUUGCCAUAAUGGAGCAACGUGUGUGACGGGGGUCGGAGACGAUCCAUUCAUCUGUAUCUGUGCCGAUGGCUUCGGGGGAGACACCUGCAACCUGACAGAGACAGGGCCGUGCAGUCCAAACCCCUGUAAGAACGAUGGCUCAUGCGAGAUCAUCGCUCCAACCAGACGAGGAGACGUUUUCAACGAGUACGUCUGCAAGUGCCAGCCGGGCUUCGAGGGAGUGCACUGCCAGACCAAUGUGAAUGAUUGUGCCAUCCAGCCCUGUAACAAUGGAGGGAUAUGUCGAGAUCUUGACGGAGAUUACACCUGCCAGUGUCCCUCACCGUAUGUCGGAAAGCAGUGCCAGCUACGUUGCAUUUCUCUGCUGGGGAUGGAGGGAGGAGCGAUCGUGGAGUCACAGAUCUCAGCGUCCUCUGUGCACUACGGCGUUCUGGGACUUCAGCGCUGGGGCCCCGAGUUGGCGCGACUCAACAACCAGGGCAUCGUCAACGCCUGGACGUCAGCAGCCCACGACAGGAACCCCUGGAUCGAGAUCAACAUGCAGAAGAAGAUGCGUCUGACAGGCAUCAUCACUCAGGGCGCCAGUCGAAUGGGCACGGCUGAGUACAUCAAGGCCUUCAAGGUGGCGAGCAGCUUCGAUGGAAACGCUUACACGACCUACAGAGUGGAGGGCCAACGGAGGGACAAGGUUUUCAUGGGCAACACAGAUAACGACAGCACAAAGACGAACCUCUUUGACCCUCCCAUCGUCGCCCAGUACAUCCGGAUCAUCCCGGUGAUUUGCCGCAGGGCCUGCACGCUGCGCAUGGAGCUGGUGGGCUGUGAACUCAACGUGUAUUCAAACGCGGCAGGUUGCUCAGAGCCGCUGGGGAUGAAGUCUCGCCUCGUCUCAGACAGCCAGCUCUCGGCCUCCAGCACUUACCGCACAUGGGGCAUCGACACUUUCACCUGGCACCCUCAGUUUGCCCGACUGGACAAGCAGGGGAAGACGAACGCCUGGUCUCCUGCACACAACAACCGCUCAGAGUGGAUCCAGGUCGAUCUGGAGAAGACAAAGCGCCUGACAGGCAUCAUCACUCAGGGGGCCAAAGACUUCGGGGUGGUGCAGUUUGUGUCGGUGUUCAAAGUCGCCUACAGCAACGAUGGAGAGUCGUGGCGUUUGGUGAAGGAGGAGAACUCCAGUGAUGAUAAGCUUUUCCCAGGUAACGUCGACAACAACUCCCACAAGAAGAAUCUGUUCGAGCCUCCGUUCUACGCCCGGUACGUCCGAGUCGUCCCCUGGGAGUGGCACGAGCGCAUCACUCUACGCAUGGAGCUGCUGGGCUGCGAUGACUAGAACCUCAUCGGUUACCAUCUAACAGUUCUGCAUCUUCAUCCAGUCGCUCCAUCUCCUCCACCCACAGCAGAGGAAUGGAUCCUCUACAGACCUGUGAUCAGCUCUGUGAUCCUGUUGGCUGCUGGGACUUUAACACUUGUAGCACUUUUUGAAUAUAGAGACUUUUUUAUGUUCAUGUUAAUAGGAUUGUUUGACAUCGCUCACAAACUAAGACACACCCAUGAUUUGGACUGUAAUAGUUUUAGAUAUAAACAAAAUUUGCUCUUAAUCCAAAUUAUUUACUCCUCCUUGAUUUCAGGUUCUCUUAAAAUCUUAAAAAGUUCUCUCAAAAGCACACAUUUUUCCUCUUACCUGUCAUCCCUGAAGAUUGUUUUGGUGUGAGCUGCUGCAUUUUGAAGAUAUCCACACAUCCUCACUCAUAAACGAGAAGAAACCGAUUGCUUCAAAAUUACCAAGCAAAGCAAACUUAUAAUUUAAAUUGUUGUUUUUUUAGCUCGUGGAACAUUUAAUAGUCUACUUUACAUGGCAAUUCUGAGGUAAUCUUUUCAAAAUAAAGUCAUCUUUUCAAAUAUACAGUGCAAAACAGAUCUGAUCAGUGUUUCCAAAACAACAUGGCCGCUGCAGUGUGACAGAUUUUAGGUUUUGCCAGGAAUACUACUUGGUUAGCUUUAAGAAAUAUUGUGGUUUGAGUUCAAAUCACAAUGUUAAGUUUUAGAAGCUGAGUUAAUUUUAAAAAAUCAGGAAACUGUUUACCUUCGAAUUACCGAAGAAAGUAGACGAUUACAUUGUAAUUCUAUGAGCUAAAAAGUUUGAUAAGGAUGCAAUUAAUUUUUAAACAAGCUUCUCAUGAGUAGAUGUAUGCUUCCUCCUGCACGGUGAUACAGAGAGAAAAUAGUUCCUGUAUCAAACUGCUCACAAGGGGGCCUGUGGACCAUCUUGAGUCACCUGGUUAUGAUUUCUGGAAAGAGACAUUGCUGAUGAACUUAUCAAAUGUAUUUUUUGGCCCUUUGAGCAGCACAAGACGAGUUUCAUCAAGUUAUCUUAUACUCAAGAGAAGGCAGACAUCUUUAAAACCCUGCAACUCACACCAAAUCUGUCCAGAUGGAUAAACAGCACUACAGGUACCACAAGAGGAAGAAGAGGGAAAAUAUGUCAUUUUGAUUUUAGGGUUGACUGUCUCUUUAAGUCUGGACUUGAUAACAGUGCUCUUCCCCUCCUCCAGUUUGACUUCAAGCUAAAUUGCCAGUUUUCAACUUUUUCUUUCAUUCCUUUGCACUAACACGUCAAUUUACAACCUCGCUGUUUCUUGUAGUCUUAACAGUCGCAGAGGAUAAACAUCCAACCUCACUAUCAUCCAGCUGCUGUUUAGUUACUCAAGCACAAACAUGAAGAACCUGAACCUGUGCAAAGAAUAUUUUGGUGUUUUUAAAUAUGAGGAGCAGAUAACGUGUCCAAGAGCAGCACCCAGCUCUGUCCAGCAAAACAUGGGAUAAAAACUGAAAGGCUUUUUAAAAGUUUUCAUGUUUUUUUUAUUUUAACACAUUUUAGCUGAUUCUUCUGCUUCAGUCUUACGUAUUAACUUCAUUGUAAUUUAACUCUUUUUACAACAAAUGUGAAAUAUGUAGAAAUAUGUGUAGAACAUAAACAUUGUUUUACAUUUUUUUUAUUCAUUGUUGGUCUUGAACUGAGAUCAUUUAUUAAAUGUUAAAAUACA
Acanthopagrus latus (yellowfin seabream) is the source of this 3302-nucleotide messenger RNA. Its product is annotated as lactadherin-like. The record is from RefSeq and is a predicted model, not a curated record. Gene Ontology annotation, molecular function: calcium ion binding. NCBI's taxonomy places the organism in Eukaryota, Metazoa, Chordata, Actinopteri, Spariformes, Sparidae. Bases 155 to 1588 code for a protein of 477 amino acids. The transcript is spliced from 10 exons.